Caenorhabditis remanei is the source of this 1017-nucleotide messenger RNA. RefSeq lists its product as uncharacterized. Lineage: Eukaryota; Metazoa; Nematoda; Chromadorea; Rhabditida; Rhabditidae. The record is from RefSeq and is a predicted model, not a curated record. The transcript has 2 exons. Bases 1 to 1017 code for a protein of 338 amino acids.
AUGAGCUUCAAAGUGCCAGAACUGCCAGACCACAUUUCCAACAACCUCUUCUACACAUGCAUGUCAGAACGAUGUCAGCAAUUUAUAGUGGGAUCGUUGAAAACACAUUCGCUAAUCCACUACUCCCUCAUCAGCUCCACAACCAAACACCAAGCGGAGUCUAUCCACCGCAUUGCAUGCUACAUAGGCUUCCAGCUAAAUCACAGAGAAAUCACCAUCUACUCAGAUCUCCCUGAUAUGACAUGCAUGAAGUUCACAAUUCCACCGAUACCGCCGAGAUGGAAGCCAUUGAGCAAGAUACCGGCUCCAACUUCCAUCGCAACUUAUUCAUUCCGCAGAAUGACUAUCUGGACUAAGCCAGAGUAUAGCUGGACGUGCUGGAUGACUCAUCUCGCGGAUGUUUUGCACUGCAGGAAGCUCAAAUUGGUGUUUGAUGAAGGCGCUGACAAGUAUCAGGUUGAGGCAUUCAAGAAGAUUUUUGAGGAGAAAUUUGAAAUCCUGAGUGUUAGAGUGGAAAGGAAUCAGAUGGAGUUCACAGGACAGAUUUUGAAGAUGUUGCACCCGACUAGAGAGUUUUUUCUUAAUCCUAUUGACGCGGAGGCUUCGAAGUCAAAUGAUGCCAUUAUUAAUAAAAUUCCUGGAAAUCUAGAAGUUCUGGAGUUCGGCGACAAGUUUCCCCUAACUAUAUCUCAUUUGGAAAAGUUGGAUAGUCAGAAUAUCAAGAUAUGGCUAUUGAUGGUCACUGACUUCGAUCUCAAUACCUUCCUGAAGAAGUGGAUCUCCCUGAAAACCAAUCUGAACUUGAAACAACUCAUCGCAAGAUUCGGAUUGGUAUCAAUUAGUGAAGGUUACCAGCAGAGGAUACUGAAUGGGAUUCCGUAUUAUUUGCUCGAGGAAGACAAGGAGACGUUGGUGGUUGGAAAGUAUCAAAUUCAGAGGAGAGAUGGGCGGAGAGCGGUUUUAAUGUUUGAUACCACUAUUUUUCCGGUUAGGGUUAAGAUGGUUAUUGUUGAUUGA